Molecule: messenger RNA, 1420 nt
Organism: Andrographis paniculata
Lineage: Eukaryota; Viridiplantae; Streptophyta; Magnoliopsida; Lamiales; Acanthaceae
Exons: 12
Coding region: 23-1168 (381 amino acids)
Biological process (GO): transmembrane transport
Cellular component (GO): membrane
Molecular function (GO): transmembrane transporter activity
Source: RefSeq, a predicted model, not a curated record
UGAGAGUCGUACAGCUACGUCAAUGUAUAGCGUAGAUACAUGUUACUGGAUCGGAGCUCAACGGCUGCUCAAUGCCUGUACCCGUCUGAGAUCUCAUCGGCCGGGGAGAGUUGCUUCGCGCAGUUCCCGGAGGAAUCCGGUGGCUAUGGCGAUGCGCUGGAAGGAAUUUUCGGUUAAGAAAACCACGCUGAUCGGCCUCGGCCUAGGACAGUUGCUAUCGCUUCUCAACGCUUCAACUGGAUUUUCUUCCUCUGUGCUCUCCAGGAAAGGAAUUGAUGCUCCAACUUCUCAGUCUUUUAUCAAUUAUGUGCUGUUGGCAUUGGUCUAUGGGGGAAUCAUGCUCUACCGGAGGCAGGCGCUCAAGGCCAAAUGGUAUUACUAUGUCUUGUUGGGAUUAGUUGAUGUGGAAGGAAACUUUCUUGUUGUUAAGGCAUACCAGUACACCUCAAUCACAAGUAUCAUGCUGCUGGAUUGUUGGACAAUACCUUGUGUUCUGUUUCUUACCUGGUUCUUCUUGAAGACAUAUUAUAGAUUCAAAAAAUUUGUUGGUGUAGGAAUCUGUAUUGUUGGUCUUGUAGUAGUUGUUUUUUCUGAUGUGCAUUCUGCAGAUAGAACAAGUGGUGUGGACCCAAUUAAAGGUGAUUUGCUUGUAAUUGCUGGGGCAACUCUUUAUGCUGUUGCUAAUGUCAGUGAGGAAUUUUUUGUUAAAAGUGGUGAUUUGGUUGAACUAAUGGCAUUCUUGGGCAUAUUUGGUGCCAUUAUCAGUGCUUUUCAAAUAGGCAUACUCGAACGCCAUGAGCUUGAAUCCAUUCAUUGGUCACCUGAGGCGGUGAUUCCAUUUGUGGGAUUUUCUUUGGCCAUGUUUCUAUUUUACUCGGGAGUUCCCAUCUUACUGAAGAUGAGCGGAUCUACCAUGCUGAAUCUGUCUUUGCUCACUGCAGAUAUGUGGGCUGUGUUGAUUCGAAUAUUUGCGUACAACGAAAAGGUGGAUUGGAUGUAUUACGUGGCCUUUGUUUCUGUGGCUAUCGGGAUCAUUGUUUAUUCAAGUGGUGAUGAAACCACUGGUGAGAAGAUGAUGGUAGAUGAAGAAGAGGAGGGCGGAUUGUUGGGUGAACAGAUGAGAGGAAAGUUGUUGCAGGAUUCAGAAUCAUCCCACCACAAAGGUUAGUAAGUUACUUGUCGUGUAAGACGGCCGGUGGUGCGAGGGUUGGAUCAUGGGUUCAAACCACGCAUCAGAUGAUUCAGGUCACCUGCCACACAGGUUAGCCUAGUAUGACUUGUCUGUCUAGCCUAGUUUACGGAGUGUGCACUUUGAAGUAGCGGCUCCCAUUUUGAAAAAAAAAAAAAAAUUACUAAUAUUGUACAUACUAAUGAAGUCAAAACUCCGCAUAUAAUAAAUGAGGGAGAUAUGGUUAUUUUA